This is a messenger RNA of Vitis riparia (riverbank grape), 1063 nucleotides long. Its product is annotated as peroxidase A2-like. The record is from RefSeq and is a predicted model, not a curated record. Gene Ontology annotation, molecular function: heme binding; peroxidase activity. Gene Ontology annotation, biological process: response to oxidative stress; hydrogen peroxide catabolic process. The coding region runs from base 1 to 1008 and encodes 335 amino acids. NCBI's taxonomy places the organism in Eukaryota, Viridiplantae, Streptophyta, Magnoliopsida, Vitales, Vitaceae. The transcript is spliced from 4 exons.
AUGGCCUCUUCUCCAUCUCAUUUCUUCGUACUAAUUGCCACCAUUUUCAUAUCUUCACUGUUUCAUCCCUCAACUGCUCAACUAAACUCGUCCUUUUACUCUUGCACAUGCCCCAAUGCAUACACCAUUGUCCGCAGCAUUGUUCACCAGGCCAUGGCGUCUGAUACCCGGAUCGGAGCUAGCCUAGUUCGUUUACACUUCCAUGAUUGCUUCGUCAACGGAUGUGAUGCUUCAAUUUUGCUGGACGACAGCCCGAGCAUACAGAGCGAGAAACAUGCUGCUCCUAAUUUUAAGUCCGCUCGGGGAUUCGAGGUUGUUGACCGCAUCAAGGCCGCUCUUGAAUGUUCGUGCCGCGGAGUUGUCUCCUGCGCUGACAUUCUUGCUCUGGCAUCCGAGGCAUCAGUCUCUUUGUCAGGGGGUCCUUCAUGGACUGUUCUACUGGGCAGAAGGGACAGCACAACGGCCAACCAAGCCGGAGCCAACACUUCAAUUCCUUCUCCCUCUGAAGGCUUGGCCAACAUUUCCAACAAGUUUUCUGCAGUUGGCCUCGAGAUUACCGAUCUAGUUGCCUUAUCCGGCGCUCACACCUUUGGAAAAGCUCAAUGUCGCACAUUCAGCGAGAGACUAUACAAUUUCAAGGGCACCGGCGGUCCAGAUCCGACGCUCAACGCAACAUACUUGGCUAUUCUUCGACAGAUAUGUCCAGAGGAUGGGAAUGGGGGCUUUGGUCUAGCCAACCUUGAUCCCACAAAUACACCUGACGGUCAUGACUUUGAUAAUAACUACUUUUCCAAUCUUCAAAGCCUCCGAGGCCUUCUCCAAUCCGAUCAAGAGUUAUUUUCAACACCCAAUGCUAAAAUAAUCGCAAUUGUGAACAGCUUUAGUGGUAAUCAGAGCGCCUUCUUUCAGAGCUUUGCUCAGUCCAUGGUAAAGAUGGGAAACAUUAGCCCGUUAACUGGGAAGGAUGGGGAGAUUAGGUUGAAUUGUAGAAAGGUUAAUGCAGGCUGAAUUCCAUGUGGCUGGUGACUUUUGUGAGGUGGGGGCAGCAAGUUAAAGGCCCUCC